AAAUGUUAAUGCAUAACUGAUAUUCAGGAUUCCUCUCUCAAAACCAAAGCCAAAAUAAAGCACAGGCUAUAGCAAGCUAUAACAGUUUUCCUGUAUAAUAUAGUUGGAUUGCUUGCUAUCACUAGCUGUAUAUCUGGCAAUGGAAGAACUACAUGCAGCAGCUUGGGCAUACUAUAACCGUGGCAAUUACGAUACUCGUUGUAAAGCAUAUGAUUUCUUUCGAUCCAUGGAUACAGAUGGUGAUUACAGAAUCAGCUACGCCGAGUUCAACGACUUCGUCCAACAAAGUGGAUACAACUGGAUCCUCCAUAAUGACCCGAACUUGUUCGCUAGACUUGACCGCAAUCGCGACGGUCGCCUAGAUUUUUGGGAAGUACUUACGUUCUACUAUAUCAUCAAAACAAGGUUAAUCACCUGCCAAAGUUGCCGAGCACACCUUUGUGGCUUGUAUUUUACGUGCGUUGAUUGCUUUGAUGAAGGUUGUCCAACGUAUGACCUGUGUACUGCUUGCUAUGGUAAUGCCAACUACUUUCACCAGCACAACUACUUCUUGGAUAACCACGUUUUGCUACGCUCCCAAAGCGGCACUCCUCAUGAUCCGCCAAAUCUUACCAUGGCAGUCGCUCCACAGAAUCCACCUCAGCCUGAAAUUCAAAGGAAUAGAUGGUACGAAGCAUUUGUGGCAUUAGAGAUCGCUCUUUCUAUUUCAGCUUUGGCUACCAACUGCACAAUUAUGUGAUGUUACAAAAAAGGCCUUUCAGAGUUGUCCUAUUUUCUUUCCAUGUUAGUACAAUAAGGAGUUUACUUGGGAUACAAGUAGCCAACUAGCCAGGAAAGAGCUUUUAAUUAUUCUACUCUAUCGUGAACCAACCUGUAGUCUCCUUGGACUCUGUCUUGGUCUUUCUGUCUUUGCCCUUUUCUUCUCCCCCGCUGUAAUAUUAUUAUCACUAGUGAGUUAAUCAUUAUUUAAGAUUAUUUCUAUGCGAUUAUCGCUUGUACUAAAAAAAUAA
Prunus avium (sweet cherry) is the source of this 1010-nucleotide messenger RNA. RefSeq lists its product as uncharacterized. Gene Ontology annotation, molecular function: calcium ion binding. The record is from RefSeq and is a predicted model, not a curated record. Lineage: Eukaryota; Viridiplantae; Streptophyta; Magnoliopsida; Rosales; Rosaceae.